Messenger RNA from Photinus pyralis (common eastern firefly), 1437 nucleotides. Its product is annotated as UDP-glucose 4-epimerase-like. The record is from RefSeq and is a predicted model, not a curated record. Gene Ontology annotation, cellular component: cytosol. The transcript is spliced from 9 exons. Gene Ontology annotation, biological process: beta-D-galactose catabolic process via UDP-galactose, Leloir pathway. Lineage: Eukaryota; Metazoa; Arthropoda; Insecta; Coleoptera; Lampyridae. Gene Ontology annotation, molecular function: UDP-glucose 4-epimerase activity. The coding region runs from base 175 to 1263 and encodes 362 amino acids.
GCCGGUUAGUAAUGGUGAAUGACGUCCACAUACCACUAAUCUGAAAUUUGAGUAAAGAGUAAAAGUUUUGCGCAAGAUAGUUAUUUACCUAUACACGUUGAGGGUCAAGGGCAUCAAGAACCGUCUGCAUUAGCAGUCGCAUUUCAAGUAAAACCGCGCGCGGCGAUUAACUUAAUGGCACAAUUUGAAACGGUCUUUGUGACUGGGGGUGCGGGAUAUAUAGGAAGUCACACAAUUGUCGAACUCUUAAACGCUAAUUAUGAAGUAAUUGUUAUCGACAAUUUUGUUAAUAGCGUAGAUGAGCCAAAUGGGGAGUCGGCCGCAUUGCGAAGGGUGGAAAAGAUUACAGGGAAGACUGUUACUUUUUACAAAUGUGAUUUACUGGAUCGCACCGCUCUUUUCGAUAUAUUUGAAAAGCACAAAAUCGAUUGCGUGAUCCAUUUCGCUGCCAUUAAAGCCGUGGGAGAAUCAAUGGAAUACCCCUUAUUAUAUUACAAAAACAAUCUAAUAGGAAUGCUAAACCUUCUGGAGGUAAUGGAAAGGCACGAAUGUUAUCAAUUAGUAUUUUCGAGUUCCUGUACAAUUUAUGGCGAGCCCAAACAGCUGCCCAUUACGGAAGAUCAUGAAAUAGGGGGAAACAUUACAAAUGUCUACGGAAAAACGAAGUAUUUCAUCGAAGAAAUGUUAGCAGAUAUUUCGCAUUCCAAUAAGAAAUGGAACAUAAUUUGUCUACGUUACUUCAACCCUGUAGGAGCGCAUCCGUCGGGAGAAAUUGGGGAAGAUCCUACUAAAGCGUUUUCAAAUAUUAUGCCAUAUAUUGCUCAAGUUGCCAUUGGACAUAAGCCAAUUUUAACCAUAUUUGGAGGAGAUUAUAAUACUAGUGACGGAACAGGUGUUCGGGACUAUAUUCACGUAAUGGAUUUGGCGACAGGCCACGUCGCAGCUCUUAGAAAAUUAUGUAGGGAACACCAACAUCUAAAGGCAUACAACCUAGGAACUGGGCGAGGUGUUACCGUACUCGAGUUAGUGAAGACUUUUGAAAAGGUAACUGGAGCUGCAGUCCCUUUCCGAAUAAUGGAGAAAAGGGAGGGUGAUAUUACCGCAAUGUUUGCGAAUGCAGAUUUAGCCGACCAAGAACUGGAAUGGAAAGCAAAACACACUCUUGAGGAAAUGUGUAUCGACUUUUGGAGAUGGCAGACAAAAAAUCCUUACGGAUAUCGGCCGAACAAGUCUUCCAAAAUUACAAACGGACAUGGGCAUUAAACGAUGGCUUUAUUUAUUUUCUAUUUUAGUAUUGGACGACGCCUGCAAUAUCUCUUUAAGUUCCACGAAAAAAUUGCAUUUACCUAUACACAACUCUAUAUUUUUUUAAAUUGGGCAAACACCACAAUUGUGUGGCGUUUACGUAUUUACGAUAAAAAAUUUCCACUUUUUUAA